AUGUCCAGCCGCUCCUCGCCCAAUCUCGUUCCUUAUCUUCCUCCACCGCCACCUCUGAGCCAACAUCGUCGUCCUUCCUGCACUUCCUCCUCCUCCUCCUCCUCCUCCUCCCCUCCUCCUCCUCCCCUCCUCCUCUUCCUCCUCUCUCGAGCUCUCGCCCCGUCCGUUCGUUCGUUGCUGUUGCCACCUGGCACCUGGCACCCGGCCGCACGAGAUCGCGGCCGGCACAGCACGCCCUUGGUCCCCGCCCCGUGUCACCUCGUCUUGCCGCCUCGCCUGGCCGCCUCGCCUGGCCGCAUUAUCUUGCCGCUUCGUCCUGGCCACGCUCGCGGAUCAAACGCUGGCCACUCCUGCGCCGUGACUGUCAGCCUCGGGCCACCGACCGGCGAAGCCCCACCGCCUGCGACCCGACCAACUCUUCCAAGAACCCUCUGGGCCCUUCGAAAUCACAACCCCACCGACGUGCCGAACCGCGAUCCGCGAUCCCUCCACCUUCGGCGAGGUCCCCCCUUUGUUGCACCCGAAUCGCAUUCGCCCCUCGCCCUCCUCUUUCGCCCUCCCGAGCAUGGCGGCAAGAAUGAUGGGCUCCGGCCACAUGCCUCCGGUCCCCAACCGCGAGGACAUCAGCGCUACGUGAUUUGCCCCGAUGCCCCCGUGCCACCCGCAAGCUCGUCGUCGCCUGACAUGACUCGCAGCUGGAACUACCUUCAAUCGGGCAUCAAACGCAUCAUGACGGAGCUGGAGCAAGGCAUCGACAUGCAAAUGUACAUGGGAGUAUACACCGCCGUCCACAACUUCUGCACCUCGCAAAAGGCUGUCGGCCUCACCGGUCCCGCCAUGCACUCGAACCAUCGCGGAGCCCACCUUCUCGGCGAGGAGCUCUACAACAACCUCAUCGCCUUCCUGAAAACCCAUCUCCUCGAGCUUUACGAGGAGUCCAAGCUGCACACCGAGGAGGCUCUGCUCUCCUACUACAUCAAGGAGUGGAACCGAUAUACCACCGCCGCCAAGUACAUCCACCACCUUUUCCGGUAUCUGAACCGUCAUUGGGUCAAGCGGGAGAUUGACGAGGGAAAGAAGAACGUCUACGACGUCUACACCCUCCACCUCGUCCAAUGGCGCAAGGUGCUCUUCCAAAAAGUCUCGGGCAAGGUCAUGGACGCCGUCCUCAAGCUCGUCGAGAAGCAACGCAACGGAGAGACCAUCGAGCACCGCCGCAUCAAGCAGGUCGUCGAUUCCUUCGUCUCCUUGGGCCUCGAUGAAGCCGACCCGACAAAGUCAACCCUCGACGUCUACCGUAUCCACUUCGAGCGCCCCUUCCUCGCCGCCACCAAGGAGUUCUACCAAGCCGAGUCGAAGCAGUUCGUCGCCGAAAACAGCGUGGUCGAGUACAUGAAGAAGGCCGAGUCUCGCCUGCGCGAGGAGGAGGAGAGGGUCGAGAUGUAUCUCCACCACGACAUCGCCGUCCCCCUGAAGCGCUGCUGCAACGUCGCCCUCAUCGCCGAGCACACGACGCUCCUGCGCGAAGAGUUCCAGGUCCUGCUCGACACCGAUCGCGAGGAGGACAUGGCCCGCAUGUACCGGCUGCUGUCCCGCAUCCCCGACGGCCUGGAGCCGCUGAGGACAAGGUUCGAGGCCCACGUCCGCAACGCCGGUCUCGCCGCCGUCCAGAAGAUUCAAACGUCGGAGGGCGACAAGCUGGAGCCCCAAGUCUACGUCGAAGCCCUCCUCGAGGUCCACCUGCAGUACCGGCUCCUCGUCAAGAAGGCCUUCAACGACGAGGCCGAGUUCACCCGCUCCAUGGACAAUGCCUGCCGAGAGUUCGUCAACCGGAACGAGGUCUGCAAGUCGGCCUCGAACAAGUCGCCCGAGCUGCUCGCCAAGUACACCGACAUCCUCUUGCGCAAGAGCAGCACGAGCAUCGACGAGUCCGACCUCGAGCGCAUCCUCACCCAGAUCAUGGUCAUCUUCCGAUACAUCGAGGACAAGGACGUCUUUCAGAAAUUCUACUCGCGAAUGCUGGCCAGGCGCCUCGUCCACAGCCACUCGUCCUCGGACGACGCCGAGACCAGCAUGAUCAGCAAGCUGAAGGAGGCCUGCGGCUUCGAGUACACCAACAAGCUGCAGCGCAUGUUCCAGGACAUGCAGAUCUCCAAGGACCUGAACAGGGAGUUUGCCGAUCACCUCUCGGGUCUCGGCUCCACCACUCGCUUGGAUUCCACCUUCUCCAUCCUCGGCACCGGCUUCUGGCCCCUCACCCCGCCGAGCACGCACUUUCACCCGCCCGCCGAGGUCACCUUCGAGGUCGAACGUUUUGCCCGUUUCUACAAGCACAAGCACGACGGCCGAAAGCUGACGUGGCUGUGGCACCUCUGCAAGGGCGAGAUACGCACCAACUACUGCCGCGCCAGCAAGACGCCCUUCACCUUCCAGGUCUCGGCCUAUCAGAUGGCCAUCCUCCUCCUCUUCAACGAGAAGGAGACGUACACGUACGAGGACAUUCUGAGCGCCACCCAGCUCAGCAACGAGGUCCUCGAUCAGUCGCUCGCCGUCAUUCUCAAGGCCAAGGUCCUGCUCAUGCCGGGUGCCGCCGGCGAGAAGCCUGGCGCCGGCAAGACGUUCACUCUCAACUACGACUUUCGGAGCAAGAAGAUUCGAGUCAACCUGAACCUGGGCGGUAUGAAGGAGUCGAAGCAGGAGGAGGCCGAGACGAACAGGACGAUUGAGGAGGAUCGCAAGCUGGUCCUUCAAUCGGCCAUCGUGCGCAUAAUGAAGGCGCGGAAGAAGAUGAAGCACUCGCAGCUCGUCAGCGAAACCAUCCACCACAUCCGCUCUCGCUUUGUUCCCAAGGUGAGCGACAUCAAAAAGUGCAUAGAAAUCCUCCUCGACAAGGAAUACCUAGAGCGUCUGGAUGAGGACGAGCUUGGUUAUCUGGCCUAG
Molecule: messenger RNA, 2940 nt
Organism: Drechmeria coniospora
Lineage: Eukaryota; Fungi; Ascomycota; Sordariomycetes; Hypocreales; Ophiocordycipitaceae
Product: cullin-1
Exons: 4
Coding region: 1-2940 (979 amino acids)
Biological process (GO): protein ubiquitination; SCF-dependent proteasomal ubiquitin-dependent protein catabolic process
Cellular component (GO): SCF ubiquitin ligase complex
Molecular function (GO): ubiquitin protein ligase binding
Source: RefSeq, a predicted model, not a curated record